Messenger RNA from Rhineura floridana, 2150 nucleotides. It is a transcript of the gene ALDH1A1, whose product is annotated as aldehyde dehydrogenase 1 family member A1. Bases 81 to 1616 code for a protein of 511 amino acids. Lineage: Eukaryota; Metazoa; Chordata; Lepidosauria; Squamata; Rhineuridae. The transcript is spliced from 13 exons. Gene Ontology annotation, molecular function: benzaldehyde dehydrogenase (NAD+) activity. The record is from RefSeq and is a predicted model, not a curated record.
UCUAAGUGCUCAGUCAGAGCAAAUAUCACUGAACUUUUCUAAAACCUCCUUUCACCUGUGCUUUAGGAACUAAUCCAAACAUGUCAACUGAAAAAGAGAAAUCAGGUUCCAGUUCUGCUCCAGCUCCUCUGGAUUUGCCUGAGCCCCUCAGGGAUCUGAAGAUUAAAUAUACUAAGAUAUUUAUAAACAAUGAAUGGCACAAUUCAGUUAGUGGCAAAAAAUUUUCUGUCCUUAACCCUGCCACUGGAGAGAAAAUCUGUAAUGUGGAAGAAGGAGAUAAGGAGGAUAUCAACAAAGCUGUUAAAGCAGCAAGGAAAGCUUUUGAGCUUGGGUCCUGCUGGCGAACCAUGGAUGCUUCAGAAAGAGGAAGGCUGUUGAACAAACUCGCCGAUUUAGUUGAAAGGGAUCGUCUUCUGUUAGCUACGAUGGAAAGUAUAAAUGGUGGAAAACUUUUCUCCGACUCCUACCUAAGGGACUUAGGUGGCUGUAUCAACACAUUACGCUAUUGCGCAGGCUGGUCUGAUAAAAUCCAAGGACGUACCAUCCCAAUGGAUGGAAACUUUUUCACAUUUACAAGACAUGAGCCUGUUGGAGUCUGUGGCCAAAUUAUUCCUUGGAACUUCCCGCUGGUUAUGUUCAUUUGGAAGAUUGCCCCUGCUCUUUGCUGUGGAAACACAGUGGUCGUCAAGCCUGCAGAGCAAACUCCACUAACUGCUCUUCACAUGGGCUCUUUAAUUAAAGAGGCAGGAUUUCCACCCGGGGUAGUGAAUAUUGUGCCAGGAUAUGGACCUACUGCUGGCGCAGCCAUUUCCAGUCACAUGGACGUAGAUAAAGUGGCAUUCACGGGCUCUACUGAGGUUGGCAAGAUGAUCAAAGAAGCUGCUGGAAGAAGUAACCUGAAAAGAGUCACCUUGGAACUUGGAGGGAAAAGCCCCAAUAUCAUAUUUGCAGAUGCUGAUUUGGACAGUGCUGUGGAGUUUGCACACAUUGGGCUGUUUUACCAUCAGGGGCAAUGCUGCAUAGCUGGAUCUAGGAUUUUUGUGGAAGAGCAAAUAUAUGAUGAGUUUGUGCGUAGGAGUGUUCAGAGAGCUAAGAAAAAUGUACUUGGAGACCCAAUGACUCCCGGAGUACAUCAAGGUCCUCAGAUUGAUAAGGAGCAGUAUGAUAGAAUACUCACACUCAUUGAGAGUGGGAAGAAAGAAGGAGCCAAACUGGAAUGUGGAGGAGGCCCUUGGGGAGACAAAGGCUUCUUCAUCCAGCCUACAGUUUUCUCUGAUGUUACAGAUGAGAUGCGCAUUGCCAAAGAGGAGAUAUUUGGGCCAGUCCAGCAAAUCAUGAAGUUCAAGACUAUAGAUGAAGUUAUCAAAAGAGCAAACAAUACUCAAUAUGGACUUGCAGCUGCAGUGUUUACCAAAGAUAUUGAUAAAGCUCUGACAUUUGCAGCCGCUCUUCAGGCUGGAACUGUCUGGGUGAACUGCUAUAGUGUGGUGUCUGCUCAAACUCCUUUUGGGGGAUUCAAAAUGUCAGGAAAUGGCCGAGAGUUGGGAGAAUAUGGCCUUCAUGAGUAUACAGAAGUCAAGACAGUCACAAUCAAAAUUCCUCAUAAGAACUCAUAAUGGGACAGGAGGACUUGACAACAGCAGAAGCUAAGCAGGAUUGCAAAAUCUAGCUAUAUUGCAAAAUGUUUUGUAGCAGAAAUUUUCAUGUAAUUUGGGUUUUCUUUCUGUCUGUAAAAACAAAUGUGCUUAACAAUUAGCAGUCAUUUAGGAAAUCUUAAAUCUGUUUCUCUGAGAAAGGAAAGUCUUAAUGUCUGAACUUAAUUAGCAAGUAUUAAAUCUUAAUGAAAAAAGUAAUUUUAAUUUGCCCUCAUAUUUGAAUUUAUCUGUAGUGCUAUGGGAAAUAAAUUUGUGUACAUGUAAUAUUUACAUAAUCCAUUUUAGCAUGCUGUUAUAGAAUUGUUAGCUGUCUUCUCUUUGUUAUGAGCUUGGCAAAAGCAUUUUCAUAUGGCUAUCUAAUAGGUAUUUUGUAAUCAAAGGGAAAAUCAUUAGCAAUCUUCUUGUACAUGCUGUAGCUUUGAAAAUAUUCUUAAUAACUCUUGUGCAGAGGUAUUCUGGAUGUAAACUUUAUUAAAAUCUAUGUUUUUAAACUGU